CUUUCCUCUUUUAAAAAAAAUACUUAUCAUACAUUUGUUAAACAGGAAAAAAGAAAUUAUUCCCAUCUUUAUCUGUUUGAGCUGGAGCUGUUGUUGUUAGCCUGAUGGUUCAUUGGAGCUAGCGCCCCAUCACGAGCUAUUUUGAUAUAUAAGUUACAUAUAAAUGUUGGAAACUGGUAAAUUAUACUAGUAGUUAUAUUUAUAAAUAGUUUUUCUCGAAUAUGAAGUGGCAGUAGCGGUGAAAAAGCAAGCAAAAACCCCCAAUCCCCAAUGCCCAGAUUCCUCACGCAGCCACUCAUAGCAACCUUUGGUUCUGCAGCACCACCUUAGUUGCAUAUCUCCUUUGAAAAUACCCAGAAACCCAUAUCUCAAAAUCCUCUCUUGUUCAGCAAAUCAUGAAAAGGGAACACCCCAAUCUCCAUCCUCGGUUAGACCCAGCUGGUGUUGGAAGCUCUUCUUCAACUGGGUAUCCUACCAUGGCAAAUAACACCUAUUUCAAUGAAGUUAACACUUGCAAAGGCAAGAUUUGGGAAGACGAAGAAGCUAAAGGAGAUGGCGGUAUGGAUGAGCUACUGGCUGUUUUGGGUUACAAAGUUAGGUCAUCGGAUAUGGCCGAAGUGGCUCAAAAACUUGAACAACUUGAAGAAGUUAUGGGUAAUGUUCAAGAAGAUGGACUUUGUCAGCUUGCAUCUGAAACCGUUCAUUAUAAUCCUUCUGAUCUAUCUACUUGGUUGGAAAGUAUGCUUUCUGAACUUAACCCAAAUCCCAAUUUUGAUCCUUCCCAACAACCUGAUUCAUUUUCCGCUCCUCCUCCCGAGUCUUCCACUAUAACUUCUAUCGAUUUUGACCAGAACCAAACUCAUCAUCUUCGACAACAUCAAAGCCAAGGACAACUACACAAAGCAAAGCAUAAUAGAGUCCUACUGUAUGAAGAAUCUUCAUCUUCAGAUUACGACCUCAAAGCAAUUCCAGGUAAGGCUGUUUUUGCCCAAACUCAUAUAGAUUCUUCUGCUUCCUCCUCAUCCUCAUCAUCUCGAGAUCCCAAGCGCUUGAAACCCACAACCACAACCACAAAUCCAUACUCAUCAGCACCAGUAGCACCGCCAGCAACUGUAACUGAGCCAACAACUCGACCCGUAGUCCUAGUUGACUCGCAAGAAAAUGGAAUCCGACUCGUUCACCUCCUAAUGGCAUGUGCAGAAGCUGUUCAACAAAACAACCUAACCCUAGCAGAGGCCCUUGUCAAGCAAAUCGGUUUCUUGGCGGUCUCUCAAGCCGGAGCUAUGCGUAAAGUCGCUACUUACUUUGCAGAAGCGUUAGCUCGAAGAAUUUAUAGACUUUAUCCCCAGAGUCCAAUCGAUCAUUCUCUCUCCGAUAUUCUUCAGAUGCACUUUUAUGAGACCUGCCCUUAUCUUAAAUUCGCUCAUUUCACUGCUAAUCAGGCAAUUCUCGAAGCUUUUGAAGGUAAAAAGAGAGUCCAUGUUAUUGACUUUUCUAUGAAUCAAGGUAUGCAGUGGCCUGCUUUAUUGCAAGCUUUAGCUCUCAGACCUGGUGGUCCGCCUGCUUUCCGAUUAACCGGAAUUGGGCCGCCUUCCCAUGAUAACUCGGACCAUCUUCAAGAAGUGGGUUGGAAAUUGGCUCAGUUAGCAGAGACUAUACAUGUUGAGUUUGAGUAUAGAGGGUUUGUUGCUAAUAGUUUAGCUGAUCUUGAUGCUUCCAUGCUUGAACUCAGACACACUGAGUUCGAAUCGGUUGCUGUUAACUCAGUUUUCGAGUUGCAUAAAUUAUUAGCUAGACCUGGUGCUAUUGACAAGGUUCUUUCAGUGGUUAAGCAAAUGAAACCGGAAAUUGUUACUAUCGUUGAGCAAGAAGCGAACCAUAAUGGACCGGUUUUCUUGGACCGGUUCACCGAGUCAUUGCAUUAUUACUCAACUCUGUUCGACUCGUUGGAAGGAUCAGUGAGUACUCAAGAUAAGGUUAUGUCAGAAGUGUAUUUAGGUAAGCAGAUUUGUAAUGUUGUGGCAUGUGAAGGAGCGGACAGGGUGGAAAGACAUGAGACAUUAACUCAGUGGCGAACUCGGUUGGGAUUGGCUGGGUUUGCUCCGGUUCAUCUUGGAUCAAAUGCGUUUAAGCAAGCAAGCAUGUUGUUAGCUUUAUUUGCCGGAGGGGAUGGAUAUAGAGUGGAUGAGAAUAAUGGGUGUUUGAUGUUGGGGUGGCAUACUCGGCCGCUCAUAGCCACCUCUGCGUGGCGGCUGGCGAGCAAACAAGUAGUUUUAGCUCAGUGAGUUAAAACGGGCGAGUCAGGGUCAACUCCAUUUCAACAUCAUCCAACCCUAGUGGAGAUUGCUGUAGUAAUUGUGAUAUGCCGAGCUGGUCAUGGGUGAAACUGAGACCCACCACUCUCUCAGUGUCUCUUGCACUUAUGUUUUUCCUUUUUUUCUUUUUUUUUUUUUACUUUUGGUUCCUUUAGCUAUUUUAUUUUUCAGUUCUUUUCGUGGUGGUUGUUUCUUUUUUCUUAAAUUUUGGGGGUUUUCUUUAGGGAUGUGUAGUUAAACAUGAAAAAUAGUUUGGUGGUAAUAAGAACUAAUAAAAGAUAGAACUUGGAAGAA
Molecule: messenger RNA, 2609 nt
Organism: Ricinus communis (castor bean)
Lineage: Eukaryota; Viridiplantae; Streptophyta; Magnoliopsida; Malpighiales; Euphorbiaceae
Product: DELLA protein GAIP-B
Exons: 1
Coding region: 396-2285 (629 amino acids)
Biological process (GO): salicylic acid mediated signaling pathway; hyperosmotic salinity response; negative regulation of seed germination
Cellular component (GO): nucleus
Molecular function (GO): sequence-specific DNA binding; DNA-binding transcription factor activity
Source: RefSeq, a predicted model, not a curated record